AGUAAAUAAUUAUGUCAGUGUUCGUUUGUAAAUAAACUGUUAAACAUUAGGUAUUUAUAAUACUCGAAAAUUGUGAAAAAAUGUCUGUUUUCGAUGGCGAAAUUGAGUUCACUUCCGUCUACAUGGCAGACUUUGUAAAGAAGAACAAACCCAAGAGUCCUCGUCGCAAAGCCGUGGAUGACGACUGCCUUAUAGUGGGGCUGAGCCGGGACUCGCUCAACACGAGGGACAAGCCUCGCCCGAGUCCUGACCUACUGUGCCCUGUCGACUAUGAGUACUACAAGAAGGCUGUUGAAAGGUUUGCAGAAGAUCAUCCGAAAUUGACAAAAAAGUACAUGUCAGGAGACAUAGAUCCUAUACCCAUAGACCACGAGAUUCAGGAUCUUAAGAGAACUGAAUAUCUUACCAAGUACUGCUCACGAGAACUACCAUUCAUGUCAGUGAACCUAGCGCGUAGAGCUCGCGCCUUACAAACGCUCCGCCUCCCUGACGACGUGCACAUCCCUGACACGAGCCAGCGGGGUUCCUACCGCCACCCUCCAGCGGACAAGUACGCUGAGCCGCCCACCGCGACGUCUAUGAGGCCGAAGUUUGAUAAUUCCUUGCAGAAGAAGCUACGCAGCAUCACACGCGUGCGCACUGGCGACACGAGCUACGACGUGGCGCACGGGCUCCUGGCACGCGUGCUGCUGGAGAGGAACCCCUUCGGGCCCGCGCGCCAGGAGCCGACCUUCCCGCGGUGGAAGAACCCAUACAUUUAUACAUACAGGAUCUAG
Molecule: messenger RNA, 776 nt
Organism: Bicyclus anynana (squinting bush brown)
Lineage: Eukaryota; Metazoa; Arthropoda; Insecta; Lepidoptera; Nymphalidae
Exons: 5
Coding region: 81-776 (231 amino acids)
Source: RefSeq, a predicted model, not a curated record